AUGGCCUCGGCAAACCCCUCCGCCGACGACUACGUGGGUUUCUACCUCGACCGGCCGACCGAGAAGCAGCUCGACGAGCUCGAAGCGCUGCGAGCGCACGCCCUCGACCACCCGCUGGAGCCGGGCAACUCGCUCAGCUGGCAAGGGCCGAACCUGCACCCCGAGUCGCUCCCUCCUGCGGACUACCCUCGCCCGACGACGCCGCUCCCUUCGCCGCACGAGCCUCGCCCGCUCCUCGCCGCCCUUCUCGCCCACGACUCGCCGGCCCAGUCAGGUCGCGGCUGGUCGCUCCGCCUCGUCGAUGGCCUGCAGACGGGCGCCGACCAGUGGUCGCAAGUUUGGCGCUGCGAGGCGGUCGACGGGCAAGGGCGCGAGGUCGGGCGAGUCGUCCUCAAGCUCUACCACCAGGCCCUCUUUCGUUUUCCCGACGGCGACGAGUGGCCAGAUGUCGAGCAAGAAGUCUUCUUCUGGUGGCCGGCGCGUCACGCCGAGGCGUGCGAGUCGAGAGCGUACCGCGACCUCUCGGCGUAUCAAGGGCGAGACGUUCCUUUCUGCUACGGGUUCUACAUGUUCCGCCUCCCCGACGGCAACGACGUCGUCGGCGUCGUCCUCGAAGACCUCGUCGACAAGGUCGUUCCCUUCGCCAAGCUCGUCGAGGACCCGACCACCGCGCAACGCGGCACGUACGAGCAAGUCGCCGAGCUCGCCUACUCCGCUUUCGAGCUUCACCGCCGAGUCACCGAGUGCGGGAUCCUGCACGUCGCCAAAUACGCCGAGGACCUGCACCAGCUCAAGGGAAGCUGGUCAUGCAUCAUCGCGACGGGCUUUGGCCACCCCCUCUUCCUCGACCGAGCGCGCGAGGUCCAUCGUCGCACCCUUGAGCGCGAGCGUGCGCAGGGUCCGCUCGAGCCGUGGGCCGAAAUAUUCUGCGCCCUGAGCAACAGUCAGGUUGGCGUCAGGAGCACGGUCGAGGAGCUCUUCCGUGCGAUGGGGCACGACUUUCGGCGGUGGCGUGACGAGGAGCGAGCGCAGGAGCGGCUCGCCUUUCUCGAGGACCGCGUCUUGUAG
Molecule: messenger RNA, 1068 nt
Organism: Rhodotorula graminis WP1
Lineage: Eukaryota; Fungi; Basidiomycota; Microbotryomycetes; Sporidiobolales; Sporidiobolaceae
Exons: 3
Coding region: 1-1068 (355 amino acids)
Source: RefSeq, a predicted model, not a curated record